Molecule: messenger RNA, 4802 nt
Organism: Notolabrus celidotus (New Zealand spotty)
Lineage: Eukaryota; Metazoa; Chordata; Actinopteri; Labriformes; Labridae
Gene: atp6v0a2b
Product: ATPase H+ transporting V0 subunit a2b
Exons: 21
Coding region: 372-2921 (849 amino acids)
Biological process (GO): vacuolar acidification; proton transmembrane transport
Cellular component (GO): plasma membrane; vacuolar proton-transporting V-type ATPase complex; vacuolar proton-transporting V-type ATPase, V0 domain
Molecular function (GO): proton-transporting ATPase activity, rotational mechanism; ATPase binding
Source: RefSeq, a predicted model, not a curated record
GACUCCUGAAGGCGGUGCUCAUUGGUCGAAGGUACUUUCUCUAUCGUGGAAGUUCAUCGUAUUCAACAGUGUGAAGUGACGUGUAGCACUGUGGAUGUCUCAAUCGGAUGUCUGCUAAAACUUCUAAAGUGUAAGAAGAAUCGUGACUGCGUCUCUGGAUGAGCUCCCCCAGCUGCUUUGACUCGCAGCUUCAUCUUCUACUUUGACGAGACAAGUUCUUCAUCCAGGAUCUGACAACACGGUGCUCCCCGGUUAGCCUGUUAGCUAACAGGAACAGCCUCUGUUGAUGCGAUAGAUACCUUAAGUGUCCGUUAUGUUAGCUUGCUAACAUUAGCUCGUCGUGUGGGCAGGUAGGUUUGUGAAGUGUCAGGAUGAGCUCGAUGCUCCGAGGUGAGGAGAUGUGUUUGGCCCAGCUGUUCCUACAGUCUGGAUCCGCAUACGACUGCAUCAGCGAACUCGGGGAACUGGGACUUGCGGAGUUCAGAGACCUCAAUCCCUCAGUCAAUGCAUUUCAACGGAAGUACGUCAAUGAGAUAAAAAAAUGUGAAGAAAUGGAGAGGAUCCUUGGAUACCUCCUGAGGGAAGUUAAGAAAGCAGACAUUUCACUGCCAGAGGGAGAUGUGAACCCUGUGGCUCCUUUACCAAAGCAUGUCAUGACUAUAAUGGAGCAGCUACAGAGACUUGAGGUGGAGUUAGGUGAAGUCACCAGGAAUAAAGAGAAGCUUCAGAGGAAUCUGCUGGAGCUGACAGAGUACACACACAUGCUGCGCAUCACACGCAACUUUGUCCAGAGGCCGGCAGAGCGAGAGCCCCUUCAAGUCCAGUAUGAGGAGUUCCCGUUUCUAGAAAAGGACACGAUAAUGGACUACAGCAGCAUGCAGAGGCUAGGAGCCAAACUGGGUUUUAUUUCUGGGCUCAUUCAGAGAUCAAAGAUCGAGGCCUUUGAGCGUAUGCUUUGGAGAGUUUGUAAAGGUUACACUAUACUCAGCUAUGCCGAGGUCGAGGAGUAUCUGGAAGAUCCCAGCACAGGUGAGCCCACCAAAAGCGUGGUGUUCCUGAUCUCCUACUGGGGAGACCAAAUAGGCCAGAAAGUGAAGAAGAUCUGUGACUGCUACCACUGUCACUUGUACCCGUAUCCCAGUAGCAAUGAGGAGAGGAAUGAUGUCGUGGAAGGACUGAAAACUCGUAUUCAGGACCUGCAUACAGUACUUUAUAGGACUGAGGACUACCUGAAACAGGUCCUGAUUAAGGCUUCAGAAUCUGUCUACACCUGGGUCAUCCAGGUCAAGAAGAUGAAAGCCAUCUACUAUAUUCUGAACCUGUGUAGUUUUGACGUGACAAACAAGUGUCUGAUUGCCGAGGUGUGGUGUCCUGUCAACGAUAUUCCCACUCUGCGUAGAGCCCUGGAGGAAGGAUCGAGAAAGAGUGGAGCCACUGUUCCUUCCUUUGUCAAUCGUAUCCCCACUACUGACACUCCCCCCACCCUGAUAAGGACAAACAAAUUUACCUCUGGCUUCCAGAACAUUGUGGAUGCCUAUGGAGUGGGCACUUACAGAGAGGUCAACCCAGCUCCUUUCACAAUCAUCACUUUCCCAUUCCUGUUCGCUGUGAUGUUUGGGGACCUGGGUCAUGGAAUUAUCAUGGCUCUGUUUGCGUUCUGGAUGGUGCUCUAUGAGAACAACCGCAAAUUAAAAAACACAAGGAAUGAGAUCUGGAACACAUUUUUUGAGGGGCGUUACAUCAUCCUGAUGAUGGGCCUCUUCUCUGUCUAUACCGGCCUCAUAUAUAACGACUGUUUCUCCAAGUCUCUUAACAUCUUUGGCUCUCGAUGGAGUGUGAAGGCCAUGUUCAAUGCAAAGGUGUGGAAGGAUUCAGAUAUCCAUGGAAAUCGGGUUCUUACUCUUGAUCCAAACAUCACAGAUGUUUUCAGUGGACCGUACCCAUUGGGAAUAGACCCAAUUUGGAACUUGGCAACAAACCGGCUGACAUUUCUGAACUCCUAUAAGAUGAAGAUGUCAGUGAUACUGGGUAUCUUCCACAUGAGCUUCGGAGUCAUCCUAAGCACUUACAAUCACAUAUACUUUAGGAAGAAGUACAACCUGUACUUGGUGUUUCUCCCUGAGCUUCUGUUCCUCCUGUGUCUGUUCGGCUACCUGGUCUUCAUGAUCACAUACAAGUGGCUCGUCUUCUCUGCUAAAGAUGCCACACGAGCACCGAGCAUCCUCAUCCACUUCAUAAACAUGUUCCUCAUGCAGGGUGACGCUGUGCAACCCCUCUACCCAGGACAGACUGGCCUGCAGAUAUUUCUGGUGGUCAUAGCUCUCCUUACUGUGCCUGUCUUACUCUUGGGAAAACCAGUCUACCUUUACUGGCUUCACAACGGAAGCCAACGGCUGGGAAUGUACAGGGGAUAUGAGCGUGUGCGGCGCAACAGUGAAGAGGAGCUUUACCUGAUGAGGACUCAUGACAUGGAGGAGGGCAGCAGUCACAGUGAUCUCUCUGCCAGUGGAGAGCGCCACACAGAAGAGUUUGACUUUGGAGAUGAGUUCCUUCAUCAGGCCAUCCACACUAUAGAGUACUGCCUUGGUUGCAUCUCAAACACAGCCUCCUACCUGAGGCUCUGGGCUCUGAGUCUUGCACAUGCACAGCUCUCAGAGGUGCUGUGGACCAUGGUGAUGCGAGUAGGACUCCGAAUGGACAGCCUGGUUGGAGUGUUAUUCCUGGUACCUGUAUUUGGCCUGUUUGCAGUUCUCACUGUGUCCAUCCUCCUGGUGAUGGAGGGUCUGUCUGCAUUUCUUCACGCCCUCCGGCUGCACUGGGUGGAGUUCCAGAAUAAAUUCUACAGUGGCAAUGGAUUCAAGUUUUGCCCUUUCUCCUUCUCCCUGCUGCCCUCCUGCUUUGAACAGGAAGGCUUACUGUGAAGGGACUGUCUGCCUAUACUGUUAAUGGUAAAUGGAGCCAAUUCAGCAGGCAGCUUGCUAUGAUUUUUAAUACAUAUUAAAGACGUGUUCAAUUUUUCUUUUAAUCUUUUAACAUCUUUUCAUAUGAUAACUCACCUCACAAACUUUGGACUGAAGCAUACUGCCUUACUUAAAGAGACGUUUUUUAACAGAGAUUCCUUGAUAUGGGCACACAAAUAUACUCGCUUUGCUUCUUUUCAAAGAUUGUAGCAAUGUAGUGCUUUCCCAUCCUGCCAGCUCGCCCAUUGAAUUGACUUUAUCACAAGCUGUGAAACAACCCCCCCACACACACACACAAACACGCACACGCACACACACACACACACACACACACACACACACACACACACACACACACAUACACACACACACACACAUUUUGUCCUGGUAUCUUUUAAUACAGAGAGAGCUUAAAAGUAUAUCAGAGUAAUUGGGACUAAAACACGGAUAGUAUAGUGUAUUGUUGAAGAACUGCUGUAUUUGUUAUUGAAAAUUUAUGCAGAAAGAGUAUUUUGUACCAAAAUCAGUAUGCUAAAAUAGAGAAGUUUGUCUGACAUGCAAAUGUAAUGUGUAAUUCAACUAUACCAAUAGUUUUCUCAUGAGGCUUAGGUGAAAAUUUGAGAAAAAUAAACUUCCAAAGUUAGAAUACAUUUAAAAAAAUUAGAUAAUUUAAGUUAAAGAUAGUUUUAAAGUAAUAAGCAUAAUGAAUGGAUGGCACCAUUGUUUGUCUGCACAGACAACAGUUGUUAGGUUAAGUAACUUUUCAUAUUUAAUCUCAGUGUCUUUCAAUAUCUUUUCUGCUGUGUCUAGUUUUUUUCCCCCUAAGUUUGACAUAUUUGUGGAGGUUAAUGCAGUUAUUUUGAUGGCUUCACUUCAGCAGAUCUGUUUCUCAUACUCUGGGUAGCGAGCCACCUUUCAGUUACAAAGUUGUAGCUCAAGUUUUUGUUGCACUGACGGCCUUACAGAAGUACAACCAAAUGACAGCAUACUGUAUCGUUCUUUACUCUCUCUAUUCUAUUCUUUGUGCUACCAAAGCGCAACAAGGAAUGUUGAACUUUUCAGUACUUAAGAAGUACUCGGGCAGGUGUUUUAAGAUGAGAUGUAUAUACUUACUGUAUGGAGAAUUAUUUUUUAAUUUAUUAUGUUUUAAAAUGUUACAGCAGAAUUAAAUAUGAAUGUAAAUAGCAUAUGAUUUUACUUGUGUGCAUUCACAGUGUUGCCUAUGGGUCUGCCACUUACUGUAAUAAGACUUAACAUUCCUCUCUUGGAAAACUUCAAUCAUUUAUUUUGUUGACUCAGCUCUUCUGAUCCAGAUCCCACUCAUUAAACAUCUCACAUCAACUUCCACACAAGGGUCAGGCUGUAUUGAAUCUUAUAAGGUAGAAAUGAUGGGCAUUUGCAGUAUUUGUUAAUUUAGUAAAUUUGGUAGUAUUGUUUGGAAACUGUCCUUUUUUUUUUUCUAAGGAAAGGAGAUUUAGUUUGAGUUAUCACAAAACGAGAUGUCAGCACUUUUGCAGCAGUGAGAUACUGCCACAGUAUAAAAAUCUCAAUUUUGUGCCUGAGGUUCUAAAAAUGAACAGUAUGUUGUAAAAUAUUAAUAAUGCAUUUAGAAGCAGCUCAUUUAUUGAGUUGAGUAAUGGUUGAUCAGCGACUUUUGCCUUUCGCUAACACUAAAUGAUUACAUGAGUUGGUUAAAAUGGUUUCAGUUUUUUCUAAUGCAGCCCCAAUCUUGCUGUUCAUUUUAACAUGAACAAUCCCCUUUUUAUUUAAAAACACUCCAUGCUUUACUUAUUUUGGGCAAAUCACUGUCAUGUCAAUAAUAAAUUGAAUUCUUUGUUGAGU